AUGAUUAUGAGCAACAAGAACUACCGCCAAGUUUUGAAGGAUAAGCUCUCAAAAUUGUUCAGGUAAAUACAUAAUCACACUAGAGCAUUACAUUUGAAAGUUAAUUCCAGACUAUCUCGGCUAACUGGAAAUCAGAUUGGAAGUGAAGUGGAGCCAAGUAUGAUGAGGACGUCUAAUCACUUAGUAGUAAUCGAUCCGGUUUCUUAA
Molecule: messenger RNA, 207 nt
Organism: Caenorhabditis elegans
Lineage: Eukaryota; Metazoa; Nematoda; Chromadorea; Rhabditida; Rhabditidae
Source: the annotation of a RefSeq genome assembly